Columba livia (rock pigeon) is the source of this 9191-nucleotide messenger RNA. RefSeq names its product spleen associated tyrosine kinase (gene SYK). Gene Ontology annotation, molecular function: ATP binding; non-membrane spanning protein tyrosine kinase activity. Gene Ontology annotation, biological process: protein phosphorylation; B cell receptor signaling pathway; macrophage activation involved in immune response. Lineage: Eukaryota; Metazoa; Chordata; Aves; Columbiformes; Columbidae. Gene Ontology annotation, cellular component: cytoplasm. The record is from RefSeq and is a predicted model, not a curated record. The coding region runs from base 5642 to 7609 and encodes 655 amino acids. The transcript has 15 exons.
AGCGGCGCAGGGCCGCCAGCACCGGAGCCCCGCCGGCGGCGCGCCCGUCGCCACCGCCCCUUCCCCGACAGCGCUGCGCCGGGCGGGAGCGGGGCCGGGUGGGGCGGGCGGCGCUGGCUGCUGCCGGUGCCCGCGGGGGUCGGGGAGUGUCGGGGUAACCGGGAGAAGCAAGAGCCGGGCGGCCCCGCCGGGUCCCCGGCGAUCCCGAGCUGAGCGGAGGGAAGGGCGGAGCGGCGCUGGGAAGCGGCAGCAAAGAAGCGGCACUCGUGUCGGGGAGCUAAGAACGCACCAGCUUAACAGCACGCGUGAGACCUUGUUCUUUCACAGCGUCCCUGAAAAUAAACAGCACUAGCCCAGUGUUUAAGGAGCUCAAAUCUAGAACUUAAAUAAAAAAAAAAAAAAUAGAUUUAAUAGUAUCUUGAUACGUUUUUGUGGUAGUAGUUAUUAAACACAGCAAAUUGUACACAAGAGUAGGGCUUCUGUGUGAAUGGUGCAUAAUAUGUUAAAAGAUUUGAGGGCUGACAAAAUGUCUUUAAAAAUGUGUUUCUUUCUUACCAAACUUCCCUAUUUUGUUUCCAAGAAGACAACCGUAGUGUAUUACUAGAGGUGUUGAAAGUAGUUGAGUACGAUGAGCCUGAUGGCAGAGUGAUUGCUCUUCUGUUCAUAUGUUCUGCCAGCGUUAUUCAAUUUUAUUCUUUAAGUGCUGUACUACAUAAACUUCGUGUUGUAGUUGGCCAGAUUAGUUUGAAGUGAUGUUACUUUGGACAAAGAUGAGUAAUACUUUUGUUAGGUGACACUGACUCCAGUAGAAGAGUGGCAAAUGGAGUCCCAGUCUGCCAAAUGGCAUCAUAUAUUCUCAAGUGCUUCCACAUUAAAAUGAAAUUUUACCUUUUAAGGGUAUUAACUGUUUUGUUUUAAUUGUUAUUUUCUGUUAGCGUCUUUCAUGCUCUUUUUAUCCACAGACGCUUAGAUCUCCUGAGCCCUUGGGUUGAAUCUUCAGCCUAAUCUGUGGGCACAGCCAUCCGGUAAAGAGCCAGCAUCAACAUGCAAAGCCGUGCAUUUUUACAGGCUUAGAGGCCGUAAGCUGUACCAGUGUAGAGUACGUUGAGGCAGUCCACUUAGAGGAACUGUAACUUCUUUUUUUUUUUCAUCCCUCUAUUGAGCAUUGAGUGAUAAACAGACAAAUAAGGAAGUUUGAAUGUUCUUUAUAUUCUGACAGGUAUCCUGUGGGGGAAAAAAAUUGAAGUGUGGUGAAAACAAAAUAAUUACAACCACAGGGUUUGGAAUCAGUUAGGAUGCUCAAAAAUGGCUGAAAUAGAUGAAGGUAAAUAAUUGCUUAGGUUUUGACGUUCACUUGAAAUAACUGCAAAAUCACAAGAGAAAUUCAGUAGAAGUAGUAUGGUUUUGCUUCUGUUAAAAAUAUUAACACUCUGUCAAAGCAAAGGUGAACUGUGCAGUGCUCCCAUGCGCGUGAUGCUGUGAUUCUGAUACCAGAGUAGAAACUGAUCUGAAGUUGCAGGAAUACAAGAACUGAAAUUUAUUUUUAGGAGCAGCUAGCAGGUUAUUUUGAGCAUAAAACAGCAGUUUAGAAGACUGAUGGUAAAACUGUAAGAUGAAAAAAUAUAUUGAGUGACAUUUCCUAAGUUUCCCAUUCUUUCUUUCGGAUCUGUUGUGUCAGGGGCUUUGGAACUGGAAGAAGUCACUUAUAAAAUGCAUGUUGUGUUCAAAGGUCAUGGUCUCACAAACACAGUUAUUUUUUGCAAGUUACAUCUCUUUUUCCUAAUGCUUUUCCAAAAUGCAGUAUUUAGCAGAAAGCAAUGAGUCUGUUGCCAUUGCUGGUUUGAAUAUUAUGACUGUAAUGAAUUGUGUUUGCAUCUGAAUCCACUGAAGAUACUAGGUAGUGUCAUCCUUUUUCCAGCUUUAUGGACUUUUGGAUCAGCACCUCGAGAUCUGUUGUGUGCACAUUAGACACGCUGUGCCAGAAUCUGCGUGUGUUUAGUUCCAGAAUAACAUAGCUGAAAAGGGGAACUUGUCUGGUUUUCUAUCAUAUUUACAAGGAAUAAUAGUUACAGAAAAAACUGUUCCAAUGAGCUAUUUAAAAUUACUUCUUUUUACUUAAAGGUAAACACACGCCUAAGUGAGUUAACUCCACUGAGGCAAGAGUACUCGUACCAUUCAAGGUGCCUGUCUAAAAGCUGAAGAUGAUUUUGCAGGCAUUUGUGAGCAUGAGUAGUAAAGUUCAGUCACAAGAAUGAAAACUCCUCACCUUGCAAGAAUUUGUGGGAUCAGCUUCUUAAUUCUUAAUUUGAGAAAAAGCAUUUUAUUAUAGGGAUAUAGUUUUGUAACCCAAUUUAACAGUAUUUUGCAUUUGACAAAAGAAGAAAAUCGUGGGGCAGGAGGUGAUGGUAGCUCACUUUGUGUCACAGCUGGCAUUUUUAGAAACGCUUUUACAGAGAAACGUUCCUAAUGUUUGCACCACUUUUACAGAGAAACAUUAAUUUCUGCAGUUUAAGUUAAGCCCUUUGAUCACUCUUGUGGGAAGAAGCCCUGGACUUGGCAGGAUCAUUUUGUAUUCUUGUAUGCAGUAGAGGAUAGUACAAUGCAUAAUUAUAUUUACUUUGGGCAUAGUAAAAAUAAUUUGAUCACAAGUUUUUGGUUACUAUUUGCAUUUUCCUCCUUUGAUUUAAGAUUUCGGCAGCAAGGUGAUGUAGUUUAUGUUGUCUAGCUUUUAAUUUCGUGACACAGAGUCCUGUGGAGGCAUACAGUGAAGCAGAAGAAAACCUUUUGCCACUGACUUCUGCAUUGCUUGUCGUGGUGUUCAGAAAACAUCAGCACUGCAAGUGCAAGCAGCAUGAAGGAGCAUUUAUGCUCCUGCAUCAAAAUAAAUGAUUUCAGGAUUUGUUGUAGAAAGGAUAAUUGAUCAAUACUCAUAAUGUUUGACUCAUCUGCCUCAAAGAAAUAAAAUAAAAUUUUGUAGUUUGUCUUUAAAUUCCACGGUUAAAAUUGGGUCAUAACUUCCUGUACCUGCAGUGGCUAAGUGUCCACUUCUUUAAACAUGGUUGCUGUAAGACAGAAAGAAAAGGGAUCCCUCAGGGAUCCUGAUGUUCUCAGGAGACUUCAGUAGAUGCAAAAUGCUGCAAGUCUUGCCUUUGUAUCAGGUAUGAGAGCAGCUAAUAAAAAAAUUAACAAGUAUUAGAACCUAAGUAAUCAGUGUACAGGACUAUGAUACAGAUAGUUUGUGCAGUUUCACUGUCACUUAUUUUGUAACUAGCUGAUGUUGGCAUGUAUUAGUUUGACCAGCUAGGAGUGGCCUGCCAUUUCUAUAGCUUUGUCCUAAUUUGCUUUAGGACAGUGUUCUUCAGAAAAGAAAUGGGAUGCCAGGUGUCCUGAAUGGCCAAUAUGUCCAACAACCUCCUUUCAAAAUGCAAUGAGGCGACACGAGGAAUCUUUUAGCAGUGACACUUAGUCAAGGUAAGAUGUGAGGUGCUAAAAGCUUUUGUAAAGAAGGAGGACUUGUAGCACUGUAGUGUGUAAAUCCAGCCAUGUAAAUCCAUGAGGCAACUCCUAGGCUGGGGAUGGAGUUUAAAUUGGCAGGAAUCACAAUUGUGGUUAGAGAUGGAUAGACAAAACACAGGCAGGAAGUGUUAGGGUAGAAUACCUACCGAGGAAACGGGCAUACGAUUGCCUGAAUAGUUUAACAUCAUAAAAUAAAUUUAAAAAAAAUUAUUUUUAUUUUCUCAAUCUAUAAAAGCCCUUAUCUUAAGCAACAGAUUCAGUAAAAUGAGUAAAAGGACCCAGGGCUCAUCGUCACAUACAUCAGCCACAACCUAGCCCUACCCUCUUUGGUAAUUUUUAUCUGUCUCUUUUUCUUAUUCCCCAUUCCUCUCACUUCCUCCUCCUCUGCCUCCCCAAUUUGGAUAAACUAAUGAAGUGAGAAAAUAAAAGAAAAAAAACCCACAAAACUCUUGACAUCAGAGCCUCUAGAAUAUGUAGAAGCCAGUUCACUGUCUCUCAGCUAAAGCCAGUGCAGCUGGCAGCAUCAGUGAGAUGCUGGAGCUAAAAUGUUAAAAUGUGUGCCACUGCUUACCACUGACUGUAGUUCUGCUUUUAAAAAUUCUAGUCUUAAUUUCAAAAUUGGCUUUACAAAUUUCAGGGGAAUUAUGCUCAGUUUAAAAGAAUGGCUUAACGUUUUUUAGAAACUAGUUUUCUUGAUUUUUUUGUAGGAUUGCCUGAAAAGUUGAUUUCUUAAUCUAGAUAGGAAAACAGAGGCUAGAAACUUGCUGUAAAGACAGUUCACCCCACUUCACCCCACCCCCAACUCUGUUAGAAUGCAUUACAGGAAAACUUAAACUGAAACAUCUUUUUCAUUAUUGUGUUUGGAGGCAACAUGGAAGAGGAAGCUAGAAAGUGUACUAAGCAGUCGUUAUGGAUAAAUUCCUACUCUAGGAAACUCAGUCCAAAUUUGAUAACUUGAAUAAAGAAAACAAGUUCACUUUAUGCAAAAAAAACCAAAACCCAAACCAAAGAUUUUGGCAAGGUGGAAGUCUCCAAUAUCUGAAAUACGGAGAAUGUAAGUAAAGGAAGCAGCAAUAAUGUAGGGAUAGUUGACAUAAAGUGUUUGAUUUUAUUGCUGCAUUUCAAAGAAUACAUAUGAAUUGCAGCAGUAUUUUCCUCAAAAGUUAGUAAAGCAAGCAGAAUGUUUAAGGUAGGAUUAUUUUUGUAAAUCAGAUAAUGGGAUUAGCUAUCUUUUGAAUCAGUGGACCAUCUUGCAAUUUUCUGAGAAUUAUUUAUUUAAAAUUAUUAUAAAGAGGAAGAGCGUCCCCAGAAUUGAAGUGAGCAUCAAGGGAGGCUUUGAGUGACUAUUCUGUCCUCAGUUCUUGGUAUGUGCUGCCUGAGGUGAGCUGAACAACCGUGUGAUAGCAUUCAUCUAGUGGAUGUAACGAAGAUCUGUUCCACAAGUACUUGUACGCACAGAAGUGCAGGAGGAAUCCAUUAAGGGAGGAGUGAACUCAAACCCACAGGAGCCUGCUUUCUGCAAAGGAUGCAGGGCUGUUUUCACUUGGAAGCAGCGGUGUGUUGAGAGUGAUGUUCCUAGUGUGAAACCCAGUUGCUCUGAUUCCCAAGGGACAAGUUUCAUCAAAUGAAGGCAGAUUGUUGGUAUCCUGGUGGAGCAACUAACUGUAGCAACAAUUGCCAGUGGACCAUUUAGCAACAUAACCAUUGGUGCUGUGCAGACAACGGCACAGGAGAAACAAGCCUGACAUGAGCUAUUUUUUUCCAGCCUGGCAGUUUGUCAUGCAAGAGCUGGGGAAGUGCUGCCUGAUAGCCCAGAACGUGCUGAGGCCAGGUGCAUCCUCUCUCUACCCAGAGUGACAAAUGGGCCUUGUCAAGAGUAUUUCACUGGUCCAGGUACUGCAAAUAGGCUUCCUCCAUGGGAGGGGAGGAGAAGGCUCGUGCCUCUCUGCGUAACAUUUCUGGAAUAAAUAUUCUCGUGUUUUACCUGAGAGCUGAGGUUACAGUUAAUCCAAGUGGUCAUUUGCUGGCUAAACGUGACUCCUGUCCUCUAAGAGACUGUUUGAUGCACUCUUUGUAGCAGUGAGAGAUACAGACUGCUGAAUUUGCCACUUGGAAAACAAAAAACAUGGCUUCUAAUACAGCGAACCCUGCCAACCACUUGCCGUACUUCUUUGGCAAUAUUACACGUGAAGAAGCUGAGGAGUACCUGAUGCAAGGAGGAGUGACUGAUGGACUAUACUUGCUGCGCCAAAGCCGGAAUUACCUGGGGGGCUUUGCCUUAUCGUUGGCCCAUGGAAGGAAAGUUCAUCAUUAUACAAUUGAGAGGGAGCUGAGUGGGUCAUAUGCUAUUGCAGGAGGCAAGUCGCAUGCCAGUCCUGCUGAACUCAUUAACUAUCACUCAGAGGAAGCGGAUGGCCUUGUCUGCCUGCUGAGGAAACCUUUCAACCGACCACCAGGUGUUGAACCCAAAACAGGACCCUUUGAAGAUUUAAAAGAAAACCUCAUCAGAGAGUAUGUCAAACAAACUUGGAACUUGCAGGGGCACGCUCUUGAACAAGCUAUCAUUAGUCAAAAGCCUCAGCUGGAGAAGUUGAUUGCCACUACAGCCCAUGAGAAGAUGCCGUGGUUCCAUGGGAGGAUCUCUCGGGAAGAGUCAGAACAUCGUAUCCUCAUUGGGUCAAGAAACAAUGGAAAAUUCCUUAUCCGAGAAAGGGAUAGCAAUGGUUCCUAUGCCCUGUGUCUGCUGAAUGAUGGAAAAGUACUGCAUUACCGUAUUGACAGAGAUAAGACAGGAAAGCUCUCCAUACCAGAUGGAAAAAGAUUUGACACCCUCUGGCAGUUAGUUGAGCACUAUUCAUACAAACCAGAUGGAUUGCUAAGGGUUCUUACCAUUCCCUGUCCAAAACUUGGUGCAGAAAAUGAUAAUGUUGUUUUUAGCACUCAUCCUCUUCCCGGAACCCCAUCAAAGCACAUGUACGGACCAGGACUUUUCUUGUCUUGCAGCAGGGGCUCCAUAACUAGAUUUAAGAGUUGGGCAGGAGGUGGAAUUAUCUCAAGACUCAAAUCGUACACCUUUCCAAAGGCUGGCAGCAAAAAGCUUCAGUCAACUAUUGGCCACUCAUCUGAUGAAGCACCUUUUAAUCCUUAUGUGCUGCAAAGGAAUAGAGGUCUUACAGGAGCAGAAAGAGGUGAUCAGAGAGAAGCCUUACCCAUGGAUACUGAAGUCUAUGAAAGUCCAUAUGCUGAUCCAGAUGAAAUGAAACCAAAAAAUGUUACUCUUGACAGGAAAUUGUUAACCUUGGAGGAAGGAGAACUUGGAUCUGGCAACUUUGGUACUGUAAAGAAAGGGUUCUAUAAAAUGAAAAAGGGUGCCAAGCCAGUGGCCGUAAAAAUUCUUAAGAAUGAGAGUAACGAUCCAGCCAUAAAGGAUGAAUUACUGAGAGAAGCAAAUGUAAUGCAGCAACUGGAUAAUCCAUAUAUUGUCCGAAUGAUAGGCAUAUGUGAAGCUGAGGCCUGGAUGUUAGUAAUGGAAAUGGCUGAACUUGGGCCAUUGAAUAAAUUUUUGCAAAAAAAUAGGCAUGUCACGGAGAAGAAUAUAACAGAGCUGGUACAUCAGGUUUCCAUGGGGAUGCAAUACCUGGAGGAGAAUAACUUUGUUCAUAGGGAUCUGGCUGCAAGAAAUGUGCUAUUAGUCACCCAGCAUUACGCCAAAAUUAGUGACUUCGGACUUUCUAAAGCUCUUAGUGCUGAUGAAAGUUAUUAUAAGGCACAAAGUCAUGGAAAAUGGCCAGUGAAGUGGUAUGCUCCAGAAUGUAUGAAUUUCUACAAAUUUUCUAGCAAAAGUGAUGUCUGGAGCUUUGGAGUUUUAAUGUGGGAAGCUUUCUCCUAUGGGCAAAAACCAUAUAAGGGAAUGAAAGGUGGUGAAGUUGCACAGAUGAUUGAAAGAGGAGAACGAAUGGAACGUCCUGAAGUCUGUCCAACAGAAGUCUAUGAUCUAAUGAAAUUGUGUUGGACAUACAAUGCUGAUGACCGACCAGGAUUUGUUGCGGUUGAGAUGAGAUUACGGAACUACUAUUACGACAUUUCCCACUAGCAGCACAAGGAAUAGCAGCUUCCUUGCCUCCAGCCAGCACCCUCUGAGGAGCAGUUCAGUUUCUGAAACCAAGCGACUUUAAUUUUUGUACUGCCACUUUCACCCUGCGAAGCUCAGAGCCAAGCCCUGUGUUUGUAGGGUUGCCUUUUCUUGGCUUCUGCACAAUAUCCAUCCCUGAAAUAGAGUGUUGAAAAUGGAGAGGCCUCCAAAAUGAACAGCAAGGAUGUCAGAGCAGAUGCUUUUACUUUUGCUACAUUCAAUUUCAUUUUAUUUACAGCUUCAUUGGCAUUACGUUUUGCGAUCAUGUAAAACCUGUGUAAUUUCCUUCAGCACUCUUCUUCUCUUGUAUUUCAAUGCAGACUGGGAUUUAAAUUCUUCUUAUUAAUAUUCUUAGCCCUCAGUUGCAUUGAGUUGUUCCAGCCUUCCCCCUCCCCAAGGAAGAAUAGCAUAAACAUUUUUCAUUGUGAAGAAAAUUCACUUUGAAAGUGACUCUGUCACUUUGACUGAGAGAGUAUUUGAUUUUACCCCCAAAUCCCUUUAGAACCAUGUUGUAUUCUUCUCAGUAGUAAUGUAGGCAGAGAGGAACUGGGACAUGUGAAUUUCUAACGUCAUCAUCUCCUUUAAAUGUGACCAACUCUUUUCUCAUCUCCUGCGGAAGCCUAGCUGUCCCUUAAUGAGUUAUUUUCUUCCUGGUGAAACCUGGGAACUCAGGGGCUUGCUCUCAUGUUGGGGCAAAACAUACCAGCACCUGAGACAAAUGAUUGUGGGUUGGAACAUAACCUCCAUCACUGCAUUACUGAAAAGACAGCUGUGAAGCCAAAGGUGACAGAGCAGCACCUUUCUUUUUCUGUGCUGCUUCAGCCACCUCCAGAGAUUUCUUUUCCAUGUAUCUCUUUGGGUACACCAAAGCUCCUUUCUGUUGUGUUUUGAGCAGCAAUCAUUUCUAUCUUUUUUCAAGCCUUUAUUGAAAAACUUUUGUGAGAAUUCACCACACACGAUCACCUCUAAAGCUAAGUUUCACCCCUAGCUCAAAUAUUUUAAAACAGGCAUAUGGACAUCAAGUUUACUUUUAUCUGCUCCUAUAUGUUAGUCUUUGUCCUGUUAUUAAUCCCUGUGAACAUCUCAGGAAAGGUAUUUGUCGUGUCACUCUUUUGUAAUGCACCGUGCAUCUCGAUUGAUGUGCGAGUCUAGCAAUGGUAAUAGCAAAUAAUGUAUUGAACUUCUGAUUCUAUUUUUACCCUUAUGCUUUGUUUGUCCAAUCUCAUUUAAAUAUUAUAGAUAUAAACAUUUCUAUCUCUUAUUCCUCACAAGCAGCUACUUCACUGGCAUUUGCUUACAUCUCAGGAGCCUACAUGCAUUGCAUCUACUAGAUUUAGAGAUUUUAGAGGAAUAUAAAGGAUAAGAUAUAAUGUUAGAUGUAUUUAUUGCAUAUGGCUGGUUAGAACAUAUUUGUUUAACUGUUUUGCGAACAGGGUAUUCUUAGAGAUGCAGUGAUAUUUUUUUCUCUAGCAAAGAAACUGUGUGGGCAAUUACAGUGAGAAAUUGUAAAAUGGUUUUCAUAAAAGAGAUGACUAUAAACAAA